CUCGGUGGAUUUUCAAGGGUGUUUAGAUUCUUUAUUAACAAAGGCGCAGACGUUAACGCACAAGGUAGCUACUACGGCAACGCUCUUUAUACUACCUCUUACGAAGGCUAUCGGGAGAUCAUCGUCCGGCUUCUUAUUAAAAAAGGCGCAGACGUUAACGCAUAG
Molecule: messenger RNA, 165 nt
Organism: Colletotrichum lupini
Lineage: Eukaryota; Fungi; Ascomycota; Sordariomycetes; Glomerellales; Glomerellaceae
Product: receptor-interacting serine/threonine-protein kinase
Exons: 2
Molecular function (GO): protein binding
Source: RefSeq, a predicted model, not a curated record